AUGCAGGCAGCGGGCGCGUAUGGCGCCGGGAAGGCUGGGAGCUUCUCCUUCGAUCCGGUCGCGUUCUUCACGCAUCCCCGGACCAUCCUGAGACUGAUGUCGUGGAUUUUCUCCAUGGUGGUGUUCAGCUGCAUCGUGAACGAGGGCUACAUCAACAUCGGCAGCGAGCGUUUGCUCUGCGUCUUCAACAACAACGCUGAUGCCUGUAACUACGGUGUCACUGUGGGCGUGGCCUGUUUCCUCGGCAGCAUCUGUUUCCUGAUCCUGGACAUUUACUUUCCCUCCAUCAGCAGCAUCAAGGACAGAAGACGUGCUGUCCUGCUGGACCUCGUCUUCUCUGGUCUUGCCAGCUUCCUGUGGUUCGUUGGCUUCUGUUUUCUGGCCAAUCAGUGGCAGGCUACUUCCCCAGAUGAGCUGCCAUUGGCCCAGGGCUCCGACGCCGCCCGAGCCACCAUCGCUUUCUGCUUCUUCUCCAUCCUUACCUGGGCUGUACUGACAUUGAGUGCACUGCGGCGCUUCUUAACUGGCAGCAACACAAACUUGUUCACAUGGCAACACCUGGAUCCUGCCCCCAGCAAUGCUCGAGCCACACCGUACCCCAUCGCCAAUGGAGCAACAAUAGUAACCACCAACCCCUAUCAAGCCCCGCCCUUUACUGAAACCCUGGACCCCCAGAAACUCACACAGCAGAGACCCGUGGCUCCUGCCUUCUAGAGAUAGACAGACAGUAAGAGGAGGUGUGAGUUGAACGAUACUGCAUACGACGCGGGCACGGACAACUUCCUGCCUUCCAGAUUAGCGGCUUUUCAACCUCUCCUGGGAUUGGUGGGAUUUUGGGGUCAUGUGAUGUAUGAUCUAUUUUCACCAUGGCAACUGCUGGCUCAGCUUAGUUAGUUGUAACUCUCCGUACUGUCUUCUGUUCAUGCACACACACUUACACACAUAUAUUGACGCACGCAAUCACAGCUGUAGUCACUCACACCUGGAAACAGAUAUUAUACAUGUACACCUGGAAACACAUGUAUAUACACCUAGAAGCACACACACAUGCACGCACACACACACACACACACACACACACACACACACACACACACACACAUGCCUUGACUGCAUGUUCAUAUGGUGAGGUGCAGAUUAACAAAAUGUAGAUCAGUGAUGAUGCUCCAUCUGCCUUAUAAAUGGAAACAAGGUGAAGGAAAUAUGGAGGUAAUAUGGAGACAGUAAAGCUGUGCAGCGCAGUUUAUCUUCUUCUGAUUGCCUUCAGUCAGUUUGACCAAUCAGAAGCCUCCCUGCAGACUUUUGGCCUCCCAUUGGAUGAAACUGAGACAGAUAGGCAGCUUGACCAAUAGAUUGUGAGGAAGCGAGAAAGGUGGCAGAACUUGCAGAAAUUGGUACGUUUUCCUGGCAAGGAAAUAAAGGCUUAAUGCAUUCUGAAUGCUGUA
Molecule: messenger RNA, 1445 nt
Organism: Micropterus dolomieu (smallmouth bass)
Lineage: Eukaryota; Metazoa; Chordata; Actinopteri; Centrarchiformes; Centrarchidae
Product: synaptogyrin-1-like
Exons: 4
Coding region: 1-714 (237 amino acids)
Cellular component (GO): neuromuscular junction; synaptic vesicle membrane
Source: RefSeq, a predicted model, not a curated record